Molecule: messenger RNA, 990 nt
Organism: Exserohilum turcica Et28A
Lineage: Eukaryota; Fungi; Ascomycota; Dothideomycetes; Pleosporales; Pleosporaceae
Exons: 2
Coding region: 1-990 (329 amino acids)
Biological process (GO): lipid metabolic process
Molecular function (GO): phosphoric diester hydrolase activity
Source: RefSeq, a predicted model, not a curated record
AUGAAAAUCGCUACAAUAGCCUGCCUAGCGGAAAGCAUGGGUAAUUGCGGCAAUCAGUUUUUCAACACGACAGUGCAACUCGAUGCUGGCGUCCGGCUGCUCAGCGCACAGAUUCACGUCGCCUCAAACUCUGAAACAAAUGCGCGAGAGCUGCACCUCUGCCACUCUUCCUGUGUAUUUUUCGACGCCGGCCCUCUACAUGAUUGGUUAUGGGAGAUAAGAACAUGGAUGGAUGCAAACCCACAUGAAGUGGUCACACUGCUGCUUGUGAAUACGGACGGAGUGGACGCGAGAGAAGUUUCAGCUGAGUACUCGAGAGCCGACCUUGCCCACUACGGAUACGUUCCCCCGAUCAUCAACCAAGCCCCUAAUCCGUCUACCGAGUUUGAAAAGACAUGGCCGACCCUGAGGGAUAUGAUAGCAAACGGGCAACGAUUGGUAAGCUUCAUCAAUCCCCUCGCUCCUGACAAGGAGAAUGCACCAUAUCUCCUCAAUGAGUUUGACUUUGUGUGGGAGAAUGCCUACGAUGUCACGGAUCCAUCCAGAUUCACCUGCGACCCCGAUCGGCCUUCCAAUACGUCUACCGUCCAUCAGAUGCGCCGCUCUGGAAAGCUCUUUCUGAUGAAUCACGUGCUGUACUGGAAACAAGCCUUCAACAUUGAGACACCGGAUCCCCGCCAUGUGAUGGAAACAAACUCGUGGGACGGACCUGGAAGUCUUGGGAAACAUCUGUUGGAUUGCAGCACGGAAGUGAAACGCCAGCCGACAUUUGUUCUGGUUGACUUCUUCAAUGUAGGGCCAGCUAUUGUCUCAGUCGAUAUUGCUAAUGGAAGUGGACGAGCAGUUGGUAGAAAGAAUGUGACGACUGCUGUGAUUGAAGGGGGCAUACCAAGGAGGGUAUUGAAUGGAACCAGUGAGGUACCAGGGCCGCCCAUGCUGGCAUUUGUUGUUGCACUGGUAGUGUCGAUUGUAUUUGACUGUAGACACUGA